UACGACUUGUUUACGUUCCGGGCGGAUACUGCAGCCGUUGUAGGAAGGUUCCGGGGAUUAUCUCGCUGCUGUCUGCUAUAGUCAUGGCUUCCUCUGCCGGAGACGGGGCUCUGAGGCCGCUCCAGAGAGCCAUGAAGCUGGCAAACAAGGCCAUCCAGCUGGACACAGGCAAUCAGCACCAGGAGGCGUAUGUGGAAUACCUGAAAUGUGUCAGUUACAUUUCUCAGUUCCUCCUGGAAGAAGCGGAGCUGAAAGCUGGAAAUGAAAUGCUGACAUCGGACCCACAGAAGCUGCUAAAGCUGGCAGAGCAGUGUUUAGAGAGAGCAUGGACGACUGCAGGCAAACUGGGUAGAACAGAUACAGAUCAGCCCUCGGUCACUACCUGUAUCUCUAAUGUCCCUGACCCUCCACCCAGCGAGGCAUCCAGCACAGCUCCUGUUACCUCCAGCACUGUUCGCUCCCCUCUAGGCCGUUCGUGGGGUCACCGCAGAGCCUGCUCUGAUGAGGCACAGAACCUCAGCCCUUUUCCGCCACCGGAAAUGUUCCAGAUGCUGUUGGCUGCUGAGGCACAGAGUUCCAGAAAGGAGCUGACUCCUCUGGAGGAGGCGUCGCUACAGAACCAGAAGCUGAAGGCCACAUACGAGGUCCGACUCUCCAGGCUGAACCCAAGUCAGGCUGCACAGAAAACCUCACUGACACUGUCCCUUCAGCGCCAAAUGAUGGAGAACUUGGUGAUUGCCAAAGCCAGAGAAGAAACUCUCCAGAGGAAAGCCGAAGAGAGAAGGCUGAGGCUUCAGGAAGAAUCGAACAGGCGGUUUUCCAGAAACUCAAAGAUGACUCCUGAAGAAGAAGAGCAACGGACCCUUUACACAGCAGUACUGGAGUAUGAGCAGGAUCACGAAUGGUCCAAAGCCUGCAAGAUUAACAUUAAAAGCAACCCCGGUGACACCAACCUGGUUUCCAGUUUUAUGUAUCAAAUUCUCAGCACAGCUGAUCACCCCAUUUCAAAACUGCUAAGACGACUUCAGUACCAGAUAUACAGCCGACUGUACCCGGCCAUCACUAAAGACCCGAGUCAUACAGGGAACUUUUCCAAACUUUGUCGCCGAUCUCUGCCUGUAGACGGACUCCCUGUUCUGGCCACCAGUUCUCAGCCCCUGAAGUCCUCGCAGAGUUUACACUGUCUUCCCUGCAGCCUGCGUCCCUCCAUGCAGCACAGUCUGUCGGCGGUGGAGGGUCCGGACGGAUGGGGUCUCUCCGAGGAAAAACAAGGAAAGAAAGGACGCGGCGACAAUGACAUGGAAAACUCAUUUGAGGACUUGGAAAGCUUGUUAUCGCCUACAGAGGACAUCAAGGCCACGCAGAUCUUAACAGGACCUCAGCUUUUAAAAGCCACAGUAAAAGAGAUUCACAAUGCCCAAGACGCUCUGCUCUCCGCUUCGAUCUUGUCUCUGGAUUUGCCAGACACUCCUAGUAUUAGGGAUGUGUGUCUGGAGUGUUUGGAAGACAGUUUCUUCCCCCCUCUCUGGCCGGCGCUGCUUGCCCUUUACAGACAGGUAUUCUAUACACGUGAGGAAUCCCUCCUCCAGACCAUGGACAGUUACACCGCUGCUCAUCCGUCUGUGCUGGGUGUCCCCCAGAAACUGUUCCCCCAGAAUGUGAACGAGCCAUACAAAGCUGCAGUUGAGGUGCUUGAACAUCUCUCAGCGCUCCGCAGUCCCCAGAGGAAGCUGGACUGCAUCGUGAGAACCCUACGUGUGAUUUGCGAGUGUGCGGAAGAAUAUAGCCCUACGUCUGGGACGUCCGCCAUCGGGGCCGACUACCUCUUGCCUAUCCUGGUGUAUGUAGUGCUAAGGAGCCGAAUGUCUCGCCUACUGUCUGAGUGUGCGGCGCUGGAGGAGUUUAUCCACGAAGGAUAUUUGGUUGGCGAGGAAGGGUACUGUCUGACUUCUCUGCAAAGUGCUGUCUCUUACCUGGAAACCCUUCCCAGACCUUUAACCCCGUCGACAGCCUGAUUCAGAAUGCCAAGAUGCCUGUUACUGCUGAAAUUCUUCUUUUUUUGGGGGGGGGGUUACAGGGCUCAGGAAACGAAAGUUCUGCCUCAGCUUUGGGAAUGAUGUUACCUUUUUAUAAUGCACCUUAACUGUAAAUAAAUAAUUAUUGUAUACCA
Messenger RNA from Spea bombifrons (plains spadefoot toad), 2170 nucleotides. RefSeq names its product VPS9 domain containing 1 (gene VPS9D1). The coding region runs from base 84 to 2015 and encodes 643 amino acids. Gene Ontology annotation, cellular component: endocytic vesicle; cytosol. The record is from RefSeq and is a predicted model, not a curated record. NCBI's taxonomy places the organism in Eukaryota, Metazoa, Chordata, Amphibia, Anura, Pelobatidae. The transcript is spliced from 15 exons. Gene Ontology annotation, biological process: vesicle-mediated transport. Gene Ontology annotation, molecular function: small GTPase binding; guanyl-nucleotide exchange factor activity.